Molecule: messenger RNA, 1206 nt
Organism: Aspergillus mulundensis
Lineage: Eukaryota; Fungi; Ascomycota; Eurotiomycetes; Eurotiales; Aspergillaceae
Product: Aldolase-type TIM barrel
Exons: 5
Coding region: 1-1206 (401 amino acids)
Molecular function (GO): oxidoreductase activity; FMN binding
Source: RefSeq, a predicted model, not a curated record
AUGUCCCACCUCCUCUCCCCCACCGUCCUAGGCGACACCAUCCCCCUCCGAAACCGCAUCUGCAUGGGCGCCAUGACCCGCAACCGCUGCGUCGACAACGCAAAGCCCACACCCGCAACCGUGAAGCACUACGCCGAGCGCGCGGCAGACGGCGUCGGCCUGAUCGUCGUCGAGGGCACAUUCAUCGCGCCGCAUGGCGCCGAGUGGCCCAACGCGCCGAUGAUGUUCAACGAGGAGCACGCGGAAGCUUGGAAGAAAGUCACGGAUGCGGUUCAUCGCGUGGGCGGGAAGGUGUUUUUUCAGCCGUGGCAUGCUGGGCGGAUCCAGAAUGAGAAUAUGCCGAUGCUGAAGCAGCACCAGCUCCCCGUUCUGGCGCCAAGCAGGGUCAAGGCGCCCGGAGGGAAGUAUCGGUCGCUGGAGGGUGUUCCGGGCCACACAGAGAACAUCACGGAGAUCCAGGAUCCGCAGGCUCUAGUCGAGCAGUACCGACGCUCCGUCGCGCUCGCGAAGAAGGCCGGAUUCGACGGGGUCGAGCUGCUUUCGCAAGGCGGCUACCUCCUGCACAACUUCCUCUGCAGCCACACGAACCUGCGCAGCGAUUGCUACGGCGGCAGCGUGCCCAACCGCUGCCGCUUCCCGCUGCAAGUGCUCGACGCGAUUAUCUCCGUCUGGGGCGCGCGCCGCGUCGGCAUCAAGAUCUGCCCGGCGGACGACUACAACGACACCGCCGUAUCCUACGCCGAGCUCACCGAGACAUACACCUACUAUAUCGCGGAACUCAUGAAGCGCGAGCUGGGCUACGUCACCCUCUGCCGCCGCGGCUGUGUCGUCCGUCGAACCCAAACCGGAGACGAUUUCUUCAUGGCCACGCCGCGGCCGCAGGGGAAGGAGUUGCCGGAUGGGUAUGACCCGCUCACCCAGUUUGGGGGCAUGAUCAACUAUCCCGGGAGCAGGACGAUGCUGAUGGUGAAUCAUGAGUAUACGCCGCAGGAGGCGGAGGGGUUGAUUCAAGAGGGGAGAAUCGACCUUGCGUGCUUUGCGAGGCCGUUUAUCUACAACCCGGACUUUGUCAGUCGGCUUAAGAGCGGGGAGGCCUUUGCUGUUAAUGAUCGCGGGGGAAAGGUGAAUUAUGGGCCUUUUGAGACGCCGGAUCAGGAUUAUAAUGAUUGGCCGCGGGCUACUCCUACUGCUACUGCUACUGCUUGA